This is a messenger RNA of Chenopodium quinoa (quinoa), 2308 nucleotides long. RefSeq lists its product as uncharacterized. The transcript is spliced from 11 exons. Lineage: Eukaryota; Viridiplantae; Streptophyta; Magnoliopsida; Caryophyllales; Amaranthaceae. The coding region runs from base 308 to 2005 and encodes 565 amino acids. Gene Ontology annotation, biological process: RNA processing. The record is from RefSeq and is a predicted model, not a curated record.
UGUUAAAUUUCUAAAGAAUUGUUAAAGAACAACAACGGCCAAACUAUUCGGUGGUCAAAACCACCAUGACCUAGGCUGAUGGGCAAUCAAAAGCCGUAUUAGCCUAGGUAGUACUCCGUAAUUGACAAAUUAUCCCGUUCAAAAAUUGAGAGAGUAGUUAAAGACUGUUUUGUCAAAAAGAAAUUGAAUUUCACCUUUAAAACGACGUAGUACUGCCCCUUUCAAACUAAACUACAAACUCAAAAAUACGAAGCAUAUCUUGUUCCAAAAUUGAAGCACAAAGCUCAACACACUUCCAAGCUCAACAAUGGCAGCCAUAACCAUACCCACAACUCAUACUGUCCGAACCAUAAACCCGCGAACACGUCCAUGGCUGCUCACUCUCCGCCAUUUCUCCCCAACUCCAUUUUCUCUCUCCUCCGCCAUUUCCGCCGCUUCACUCUCUACUGCCGAAGAAGAAGAAAAUUCCGAGCAACACCCUUCAACCCCAUCAAACUCCCCUCCAAAACCCAGCAACAAAAACGCAUCGUUUUACCCCAAAAGAGGGCAAACCCUUGAGUUAGUUUGUGAGACAUUGGCGUUUAAAGCAAAAGGGGUUUGUAAAGUUCCUGAAACUGGGUUUGUUCUUAUGUGUGAUCGAGCUCUUCCUGGUGAACGCUUUCUGGGUCGGGUUACCCGUAAAAAGGGUAGUUAUGCUGAGGUGGCAAAGGUGAAGACAUUAUCUCCUCACCACGAUGCUGUGGAUGCUCCUUGUGAAUAUGCUUCAUAUUGUGGAGGCUGUAAGACACAGAGUCUGUCAUAUGAAGCCCAACUAAAAUAUAAAGAGCAACAAGUUUGGGAAUUAAUGCUACAUGUUGGGAAGUUUUCUGAUGCACAACCUGAUUUUCUCAGCAUCACAAAGCCCAUUAUUCCUUGUGCAAACCAGUUUUAUUACAGAAACAAGAUGGAGUUCUCAUUUAGCAAUCAAAGAUGGAUACCUCAAGAACUUUGGGAAGAAGAACAAGGUAGUGGGAAUGAUUAUGCUCUUGGACUUCAUGCCCCCGGCUUUUUUGACAAGAUACUCAAUAUCAACAAGUGCCUGUUACAAAGCAAGCCUGCCGAUGCAGUUCUCUUGGCAGUUCAAGAUUGCUGGAGAGAUCAGAGCUUAGGCCUCUCUCCUUAUAAUGUUCAUACCCAUGCUGGGUUUCUCAAGCAUCUAGUGAUUAGAACUGGCAGGGAUGUCCAAAGUGGUAAGCCUGAAAUUAUGGUCAAUUUUGUGACUUCUGCGUACAAGCCAGAGCUAUUAGAGCUUCUAGUUGAGAAAGUUUCGGCCAUCACUGAAGUGGCCAGCAUUGUGAACAACAUAAAUACCUCUGUGGGGAGCACUUCAGUUGGGGAGAAGGAGCAUGUGUUGUAUGGGAAAGCUACUAUUGCUGAAGUUUUGAGAGGGCUGACGUUUCAGAUUUCUGCCAACUCAUUCUUCCAGACAAAUACACAGCAGGCAGAGGUUCUUUAUGGACUGAUUGAGGAUGUUGCUGGUCUCAGAGGUGAUGGCUCCGAAAUUGUGCUGGAUCUGUUUUGCGGAACAGGCACCAUUGGUCUCACACUUGCCAGAAGGGUCAAACAUGUAUAUGGUUAUGAAGUAGUUCCUCAAGCCAUCGCAGAUGCUCGCCGAAAUGCUGACCUGAAUGGAAUCUGCAAUGCUACAUUUGUCCAAGGAGACCUUAAUAAAAUUGAUGAAAACUUUGGAAAGAAUUUUCCUAGACCUGAUGUAGUGAUAUCAGAUCCAAACCGUCCUGGAAUGCACAUGAAGCUGAUCAAGUUUCUGUUAAAGUUGAAAGCCCCUCGAAUAGUCUAUGUUUCCUGCAAUCCUGCCACAUGUGCUCGUGACCUUGAUUACCUGUGUCAUGGCUCGGUGGAGCAGAAAAUAAAAGGAUGCUACAAAUUAAGUAGCAUCCAACCUGUAGACAUGUUCCCUCACACCCCACAUAUCGAGUGUGUUUGCUUGCUGGAUCUCAAUGAAUAAUUGUUGAUACUAUUUGCAUCAAUCAGAUAAAAGGAGUUACAAUUUUUUUAAUUUUUUUUUGGACAAUUUCAGCAGGCAAGAGUAGUCUGCUGCAUACUAGUAGAAUACUAGAAUAUGUAUAUCAAUAAUUCAAGAUAAGACCUGUUUUUUAGAGCAAUUUCCAUGUAAAAUCAUUGAAAAUAACUUCAAUUCCUGAAUUAUGAUGCAUUUUACAAAAAUUUCUCCAUACAAUAAAUUGUCUAUGGGAUUACAAGUUUACUCACAACAUUAAUUUAGAUUCCAUCACCUUUUCUUUUCUCUUGU